AUGGAGAUGGAGAGUACCGAUGAUGUUAAAAUUUACAAACAGUUAUGUGAAGCUAUGUAUUUUUAUGAGCAUCUUCGAGCGUCCGAGGGAAAGAAAAGGCCCGCAGUAGCUUUCAUGGAGACGGUCCAGGAAGACAUUACACCGAGCAUUCGUGCAAUCCUAAUAGACUGGCUUGUUGAGGUUGCUGAAGAUUAUAGGCUGCUUCCUGAAACAUUGUAUUUGACUAUCAACUACGUAGACCGAUACCUUUCAGGUAAUCCCAUUCAUCUUUAUAAAAUUCAGUUACUUGGUGUUGCUUGCAUGAUGAUUGCUUCAAAGUAUGAGGAAAUAUGUGCACCGAAUGUGGAAGAAUUCUGCAACUUAACCGAGAACAUAUACUCCAACGAUGAGGUAUUGCAAAUGGAAUCCUCUGUUCUAAAUUUCUUAAACUUUGAGAUGACUGCUCCUACCGUAACAUGUUUCUUAAAUUUAUUUUUGGUUUCUGAUGCUCAAAUGGAUAUAUAUAAUAUGGGCAUUCAUCCAAUGCGAUUAGAGUUUUUGGCAAGCUACAUAUCUGACUUGUCUCUUCUCAGGUAUAGUAUGCUACGAUACGCUCCUUCUCUCAUUGCUGCAUCGGCGAUUUUUUUAGCAAGAUUUUUACUUAUGCCAUCACUGAAACCAUGGAAUCUGAUAUUGAGAUACUACACUCUGUACCAGCCAUCAGAUUUACAAAAAUGUGUCAAGACUCUCCACUCUCUUGUUUGUAAAUGUCCGAAUUUUGAGUUAAAAGCAAUCAGAGAAAAGUACAGUCAACAUAAGUACAAAUAUGUAGCGAAUAUCACUUGUCCUGCAUCGAUACCAUUGGAGAAUUUCGACAACAUUCGCAGCCCUCUUGAUAGACAGAUGGAUCCCGCAAGUAGCUAAAUUUUUCAACUUUCAGUUGGAUAGAUGGAUGCAUGGGUUGCUU
Messenger RNA from Erigeron canadensis, 946 nucleotides. RefSeq names its product cyclin-A1-3-like. The record is from RefSeq and is a predicted model, not a curated record. Gene Ontology annotation, biological process: regulation of cyclin-dependent protein serine/threonine kinase activity; mitotic cell cycle phase transition. The transcript has a single exon. Gene Ontology annotation, cellular component: cyclin-dependent protein kinase holoenzyme complex; nucleus; cytoplasm. The coding region runs from base 1 to 903 and encodes 300 amino acids. Gene Ontology annotation, molecular function: cyclin-dependent protein serine/threonine kinase regulator activity. Lineage: Eukaryota; Viridiplantae; Streptophyta; Magnoliopsida; Asterales; Asteraceae.